UUUCUCUUCUAGACUUUUUUUUUUUUAAAUACUGUAAUUCUUUCGCUCCCCUCCUUAUUUCUUCUUUUCCGCCUUUCCCUCCCACUUGUCCAGCCUCUCCUAUGGCCUGGCUCGGGCGCUGGAGGGCGGCAGUCACGGGAAGGACCAGAGGGUUAUGGCCGGUUCUGGGUCGUGCCGGUACCUUUACGAGUUACCAGCUUUGGUCAUCUGUGAAUUCUGUGAAAUCAUGGACGCGCUGGGCCGGGCGGAGUGGGAGCGUUUCGCUUCUAGGAUUGUCCGAGAUCAGGUGGAGCUGCGUCUUUAUGAGAAAAAGGAGGCACGGACACGUGAGCUUAUGUGGUCCUGGAUGAAUCGCAAUGCUCGCGUUGGUGAUUUGCUUCAGCUCCUGGAGGAGUUGCAACUUUACCGGGCACAUGAUCUCAUCGCUUCUUGGCAUCCACCAUCACAUUCACUGAAGCCCAGAGCAGUGCCUUGCCCACAUCCAUCUGUUUCUCCUGAACCUCCGCCUGCCCCACUGGCACCAGAUCCUGGUGGCAGGGAUGAUGGUAGCAGAAGUAGGGUCAGUACAACCACGUGGGAGCCCCACAAAGGACCGUCUCCACCUGUGUCAGAACCCUCAUGUCCUCCACCAUCUUUGCCAGACUCCUCUCCCAGCCGCCACCUCAGCAGUGUCAGUCAGAGCAAUCUACCAUCAUCUCCUAAUGAACAGUAUUGCUGCUCACCUAAGAUUUCUCCUUCCUUCUUCUCCACCACCUCUCUUUUUCUGCUGCUCUGUAACUUUGGACUUCUCCUUAAAUUCCAGGCUAUUAGCUCUCUCUCGCUUACGUGUCCCUUUGAGUGGCGAUUAGAGGAACUGCGCCAGGCCACGGACGACUUCUCAGAGCACCUAAAGAUUGGUGAAGGAGGCUUUGGCUGUGUCUACCAAGCUCGGCUGCGCAACACUGUCUAUGCUGUCAAACUGCUGAAGGAGGAAGCAGACUUGGAUUGGAUGGUAGUAAAGAACAGCUUUGUCACAGAGGUGGAAAAACUUUCCCGGUUUCGCCAUCCCAAUAUUGUAGAGUUUGCUGGUUAUUGUGCUGAACAAGGCCAUUAUUGCCUUGUCUACGUCUUCCUUCCCAAAGGCUCCUUGGAGGAUCAUUUACAUGGACAGGCCGGUCUUGGCCUUAGUUGGGGCCAACGACUCCAUGUGGCCGUGGGCGUGGCCAGGGCCAUACAGUUCCUGCACAGUGACUCUCCCAGUCUCAUCCAUGGAGAUGUGAAGAGUUCCAACAUCCUCUUGGAUGGGGCACUCAACCCUCGACUAGCUGAUUUUGGCUUGGCACGGUUUAGCCGCCGACCAAAACAGGGAACUAUGAGCAGCUCACUGGGCCGGACCCAAACAGUGCAAGGCACGCUGGCCUACCUACCCCCUGAAUAUAUCCGGACGGGGAUGCUUUCUACCGCUAUCGAUGUUUUUAGUUUUGGCGUGGUCCUGUUAGAGCUCUUGACAGGUAGACGGUCCAUGGAGGUGGAUUCACGUGGACGUAGCAAGUAUUUGAAGGAUCUGCUAAAUGAAGAGGAAGAGCAAGGAGCCCAACCAUCAUCUGCCACAGAAACUUCCAGCUGCUCCCAAGUAGCUCAACUUGGCUCUCACCUCUACAAAAAGUAUAUGGACCCGCAGGCCGGGCCUUGUCCAGAGCAGCUAGCUGCAACCAUAGGAAAAUUGGCUUGCCAGUGCCUCCACCGACGGGCCAAGCAUCGUCCCCAAAUGGCUGAGGUGUACCAAGAGCUGGAAAGGCAACAGUUAUUACUUUAUGGGGAAUCUUCUGCAUCUGUGUUACCUUCAAGACAAUCACAUGUUCCACAAGAAGAUUCAUACCCUUCCCGACCUUUGAACCAACCUGAGGAAAGUGAUGAAAGUGUAGAAGCCAACAUUGGGUUGGUGAGCUACAGAAGCGUCCCCAGAGGGAGUGUCUCUCUAGGCCAACAAGAUGACUCUGCCCCUCAGAUCAUCAUCAACCCAGCACGGAGGCGCUUGAUGAAACAGCUGGACCUCUACCACUAUGGAGUGCUGAAUAGCCUAGAUUUAUUUGCCUCUGUGCCUCCGGGGGAAGGGGAUGUUACGGAACCUCCUCGUGAACCUGAAGAAAGUGAUGAAUUUCAAUGAUGAAUUUGAUGGAUAUGAAAGGAUUAAAGUUCUCAUUGCGCUAAUGGCACUUUGCAGAUUAUAGGGACUCUGCUGGUUGGCUGGCAUGCGUAAAUGCGGUCUACCAGCCAUCUUGUGAUAGACUUGUUUUUCAUGGAAUCUGGCACCAGGGCAGCUGCAUGAUUCAAAACAGGAACUGGAGUCUAUUUCAGUGGGGACCAGAAUCUGUACAUGAGAAUUCAGGGGGACAGUACUUAUUAUGUGGAUUUUACUAGUGUGAUCUCCCCCAAGUAGAUUCCUCACUACACACAAUUUUUUCUUGAACUGGUUGUUGUUGCCAUUGUGUGUCAUCAAGUCAUCUCCAACUUAUGGUGACCUUAUGAAUGAGAGAUCUUCAAAAUGUCCAGUCUUCAACA
This is a messenger RNA of Pogona vitticeps (central bearded dragon), 2541 nucleotides long. It is a transcript of the gene IRAK1, whose product is annotated as interleukin 1 receptor associated kinase 1. Gene Ontology annotation, molecular function: protein kinase activity; protein binding; ATP binding. Lineage: Eukaryota; Metazoa; Chordata; Lepidosauria; Squamata; Agamidae. Gene Ontology annotation, cellular component: plasma membrane. Gene Ontology annotation, biological process: signal transduction; protein phosphorylation. The record is from RefSeq and is a predicted model, not a curated record.